GCGCUUCCUCCCCCAUCUCUCUCGGAUCCCAGCACUGUCAUUCACUCAGCUUUCAGUUUAACACCAAAAAGAACAACAGCCGAGCUUGUCUUUCUUCCUCACACUUUUCGCACCCUUUUGGUCGAAGGAGGUCCAAAACGAAGCGCCCACACAAGGCAAAGCGAAUUAUUUGCCAGGAAAGAAGUCGAAACUGUUGCGUUAGUGCUGAGCGUUAGCCUGCGCUGCUUACAUUUCCUCUUCUCCUUCAGCUGCUGGAUUGACGAAGAAGAAGCGUCCAUAGCUUUCGACUUCAUCGCUCGCGUGUGGGUGUUUGAGAGCGUCAAUGUAGGACGUUUUCUGUUUUGUUUUGAGCUCGAGCUUUAUGUGUGUAAACGCCUAGCUUGUUGACCGGUGGACUGAAGUUUAGUUUCCAGCGCACGCGCCCGAGUAGCUGCCACAGUGCUGCGUUGUGAGCGCGUGUUGCGCGUUGUAACAUUACACGAAGACUCGUUUUUUUAUUAUCACUAUCAUUUUAUUUACACGCUUACCUAUUGCAUGAGGUGCUUUUAGAGCAAAGCGGACUGCUUGUGUGUUCCUCGCGCCACCACCGUGCGGACAGAAGAGGCACAUUACGCCUCUCGUGCACACUCGAGGAGGAGGAAAAGACUGCGAAUUUUGACGGGAUUUUAAAAAAGUCCGAGCCACUUUCAUGUACUGAAAACACCUAGAGGAAGGUCAGGCCCAGGAGUGCUGCUUUAAUUCUGCGGUUGCCCCCAACGAAACAAACACCCAGGCUAUAAAAAGCCAAUGCUUCAGCCACUGCAGGACAAAAGUGCAGAGUUUAUUUUAUUGGAAACCAUAGAGGAGUGCACGUGAUGGGGCAGGUAGACGCAUGCGCAAGAGAAGAUGAGAGUUCAGUAGCCUAACACAACCAGACGUAUGAUACUCUAAGCUGAAGUGAACCUGCAUUUAAAAGAUGUGGUAACAUGCUCGCCGUGGACAGACGUUCUCUUCAGAGAUCCUUCCUCUAAUGGUUCUCUUCCAUUGUCCUGCAAGACGUCAGCAGUGUUCUUCCUUCAGAACUUGAAAACUCGUCAGAAAGCUGCCAAUUGUUUAAAGCAUUCCUGUUAAGUGAAGUCUUACAUUUUUCAACUGGUCUACUCAAAGUGUCAGAACGCCAGCCAGAGACAGAAAACAUGGCUAACAACACUGCAGACCACCCACCUGGGAACUCUGUGGCUGAAGGCAAUCAUGAUGGGGACUUUGGCUGCACGUUGAUGGAUCUCCGGGAACUAAUGGAGCUCAGGAGCGCAGAGGCGGUCAACAAGAUCAGAGACUCUUAUGGAGAUGUGCAGGGGAUCUGUCACAGGCUGAAAACUUCUCCUAUUGAAGGCCUCUCUGGAAACCCGGCAGACUUGGAAAAGCGCCACACGGCCUUCGGACGAAACUUCAUCCCUCCUAAAAAGCCCAAGACCUUCUUGCAGCUGGUGUGGGAGGCAUUGCAGGACGUCACACUCAUCAUCUUGGAGAUAGCUGCCAUCAUUUCUUUGGGCCUGUCCUUCUACCACCCACAAGGCGAUGACAGUUCUGCUUGUGGCCAGGCUGCUGGUGGUGUGGAGGAUGAAGGUGAAGCCCAGGCGGGUUGGAUUGAGGGCGCUGCUAUCUUGUUUUCGGUGAUCAUUGUGGUGUUGGUGACGGCAUUUAAUGACUGGAGCAAAGAGAAGCAGUUCCGUGGGCUGCAGAGUCGUAUCGAACAGGAGCAGAAGUUCACAGUCAUCCGCAAGGGUCAAGUAAUCCAGAUCCCUGUGGCUGAGAUCGUGGUGGGAGAUAUCGCGCAGAUCAAAUACGGUGACCUCCUUCCUGCGGAUGGGAUUCUGAUCCAAGGCAAUGACCUGAAGAUUGAUGAGAGCUCCCUGACUGGGGAGUCAGAUCAAGUAAAGAAGUCUCUUGAGAAAGACCCAAUGCUGUUGUCUGGAACUCAUGUCAUGGAGGGAUCUGGGAGGAUGGUUGUUACUGCCAUUGGCUUGAACUCCCAGACCGGAAUCAUUUUCACUCUACUUGGAGCUGGCGAUGAAGUGGAGGAGAAGAAGGUCAAGAAAGGUAAAAAACAAGGAGCCCCUGAAAAUCGCAACAAAGCCAAGACCCAGGAUGGCGUCGCUCUGGAGAUCCAACCUCUGAAGAGUGAGGAGGGAGCUGAAUGCGAGGAGAAAGAGGAGAAAGAAGUGAAGAAGGUCAAUGUCACCAAGAAGGAGAAGUCCGUACUGCAGGGCAAGCUGACCAGAUUGGCUGUGCAGAUUGGAAAAGCAGGUCUCAUCAUGUCUUCCGUGACAGUCAUCAUCCUCAUCUUAUACUUUGUGAUCGAUACAUUCGGGGUGCAGGGGCGAGAGUGGAAAGCCGAGUGCACACCCAUCUACAUUCAAUACUUUGUCAAGUUCUUCAUCAUUGGCGUGACUGUCCUGGUAGUCGCUGUUCCUGAAGGGCUUCCGCUUGCUGUAACCAUUUCACUCGCCUACUCAGUCAAGAAAAUGAUGAAAGACAACAACCUGGUGAGGCACCUGGAUGCCUGCGAGACCAUGGGCAAUGCCACAGCCAUCUGUUCUGACAAGACUGGCACACUUACCAUGAACCGCAUGACCGUGGUGCAGGCCUACAUAGGUGACACGCACUACAAGAAGGUUCCAGAACCUGAGGCUAUCAAACCUGAGACUCUGGAGCUCAUGGUUAACAGCAUCUCCAUCAACUCAGCCUACACCACCAAGAUCCUGUCACCAGAGCAGGAAGGUGGUCUACCAAGGCACGUGGGUAAUAAGACUGAAUGCGCCCUCCUGGGACUGGUUCUGGAGCUGAAGAGAGAUUACCAGCCCAUCCGCGACGAGAUUCCUGAGGAGAACCUCUACAAGGUCUACACCUUCAAUUCGUCUCGCAAAAGCAUGAGCACCGUACUGAAAAAUGCAGACGGCUCAGGAUUCCGCAUGUACAGCAAAGGCGCCUCUGAGAUCAUCCUCCGCAAGUGUGCCUACAUUCUGGAUGCUGCAGGUCAGCCUCGGGUCUUCAAGCCCAAGGACCGGGAUGAGAUGGUGCGGAAAGUGAUCGAACCCAUGGCCUGUGAAGGCUUGAGGACCAUUUGCAUAGCUACAAGGGAAUUCACGGGCGAGGAGCCGAACUGGGACAACGAGGCUGAUAUUCUGUCAGACCUUACCUGCAUCUGUGUGGUGGGCAUCGAAGACCCUGUCCGUCAUGAGGUUCCCGAGGCCAUUUCUAAGUGCCAGAGAGCAGGCAUUACCGUGCGCAUGGUUACUGGUGACAAUAUCAACACUGCCCGUGCCAUUGCUACCAAAUGUGGCAUCCUACAGCCUGGAGAAGACUUUCUGUGCCUGGAAGGCAAAGAGUUUAACCAAGAAAUCCGCAACGAAAAGGGAGAGGUGGAGCAAGAUCGCCUCGAUAAAGUCUGGCCCAAACUACGUGUACUUGCCCGUUCUUCUCCAACAGACAAGCACACUCUGGUCAAAGGCAUCAUUGACAGCACAGUGGGAGGAACCAGACAGGUGGUGGCAGUGACGGGUGACGGAACCAAUGAUGGACCUGCUCUCAAAAAGGCUGAUGUCGGCUUUGCUAUGGGUAUUGCUGGAACUGACGUUGCUAAGGAAGCUUCCGACAUCAUCCUGACUGAUGACAACUUCACCAGCAUCGUAAAGGCUGUGAUGUGGGGCCGUAAUGUCUAUGACAGCAUUUCCAAGUUCCUGCAGUUUCAGCUUACGGUCAACGUAGUGGCUGUCAUCGUGGCUUUCACAGGCGCCUGCAUUACACAGGACUCUCCACUAAAAGCAGUGCAGAUGCUCUGGGUCAAUCUGAUCAUGGACACACUGGCCUCUCUGGCUCUGGCCACUGAACCGCCCACCGAGGCCCUGCUGCUGCGCAGACCCUAUGGCCGAAACAAGCCACUCAUCUCCAGAACCAUGAUGAAGAACAUUCUGGGCCAUGCCGUCUACCAGCUGUCUGUCACCUUCACCUUGCUCUUUGCUGGAGAGAAGUUCUUCAACAUUGACAGUGGUCGCAAUUCCCCCCUCCACGCACCCCCAUCUGAACACUACACCAUCAUCUUCAACGUCUUCGUCAUGAUGCAGCUCUUCAAUGAGAUUAAUGCUCGCAAGAUCCACGGAGAGAGGAACGUCUUCGAAGGUAUCCACAGGAACCCCAUCUUCUGCAGUGUCGUCCUGGGAACCUUCGUUUUGCAGAUCAUCAUUGUGCAACUCGGAGGGAAGCCUUUCUCAUGCACAGCUCUCACCCUGGAUCAGUGGCUCUGGUGUAUUUUCAUUGGUGUGGGUGAACUGCUUUGGGGCCAGUUCAUCUCCGCCAUCCCCACACACCGGCUCAAGUUCCUGAUGACGGUUGGUCACGGCAGCACCAAGGAGGAGAUGCAGAAGGAGGAGCAGAAAGAGGACGUGGAUGAGAUAGACCACGCUGAGAUGGAGUUGCGCCGCGGUCAGAUCCUCUGGUUCCGAGGGCUGAACCGCAUCCAGACUCAGAUUAAGGUGGUGAACGCUUUCCGCAGCUCACUGUACUCGGGCCUCGAGUCCAACAGCUCCAUCCACAGCUUCAUGGUCCACCCUGAGUUCAUGCCGCGUGCCGAGGAGGAGGAGCAUGUGCCCACGAUAGAGGAGAACAGCACCGAGAUCGAGCCGCUGCCUUCCUCCUCCGCGUCCUCCUCCUCCGCCUCCCCCAGGAAAAGUGGAGGUGGAGGCGGAGAACCCCCGGACAGCUCCAUCCACGGCCGCAAGUCCUCCAUUUGACCAUCUUUUCCACCCUGCAUCAGUCCCAAUCCUGUCCUCCUGCAAGAUCCUCCCUGAAAAACACCUCAUCCAUCAUGCAGCAUCCUCCUAUGGAGCCAUUUUCUCCCUGGGCUUCUCCUCCACUCUCGGCGUGGCGUCUGCGCUCUGACAGCACGCAUGGCACAGUCUAACUCGCCCACACGAGGGCAGCUCGGAGGCUGCAGCCUUUCCUUCACUAACACUGUAUCCUUGUUUCUUCUUUUUUCCGCUGUCUGAUUUGAACGUCAUGUUUCCUAGGACUUUUUUUUUUUCACCAAUUCAGUGACUUUUACCCUUUCAGAUUUACAACUUGAAAUGUGCAUUUAUGUUCCUACAUGGUUUUAUUCCUUUUUUGCAUUUUAUGGUGAUUUGAAACACAAGCGAUGUACAUCACUGUCUGUAGUCUUUUUUUUUUUUUUUUUUUUUUUUUUAAUUUUCGUUUUGUCCAUUUUAUUCCCCAAAACUGCUGUCUAUCAAUGUCUUCAGGAGUCCACACACACUACAUUUUCUUUUUCCAAAUACAUUGACUGUUUGAAUUAAGGUCAUCCUUGGUUGUCUUUGUUUAUUUGAUCAUGUUUUGGGUUCUGUAUGCACAGACCUAAGGCUGCUAUGCUGAAAGUAGAGUGAAAGAAAGCGUGUGUGAUUUCACCAAGAUGGGACGAGUGGGCCAUGCAACUCAUCAUGUCAGUCUCAUAAGUCAGAUUUUUAAAAAAUUAAAUAAAAAUCCCCAAAUUAGCAGAAUCACUUCUUUACUCAAGUUAGAGGAUGUAAAAUGGAACUUUCUCCACUUUGUGUUUAACAUGACUCAUGAUUGAGAGUUUGUUUGGUGAUCACCCGUUUGUGUGCGUGAGCGCAGGUUUCUGCAGUUAGAGUCGAUUUUCAUCUUAGAUUCGGGUCUUCUUUUUGCCGUUCCAUGUUAGACUCUACCCAAUAUUGUGCUGAUCAGUUGCAGAAGACAUUAUGAGGGUCCGAGCAGUUCCAACGCUCCACCUCCAAAGGGAAAACAAAUAAUAAAACAGCAUAAAAUGAAUGCAUAAUAACUACGUGUAUUAUGCAACCCGAAGCCUCUGUUCGAGCCCUAUGAACGGCCUGUUAGCUGUGCAGAAAAUCCUGCCAACUUCUGGCCAUGUGCUUCUAAAUCCCAAAUCAUAGUACUGCCAUAUUUUUCAUCCUGACUUCAUACCUAGCUAGGUUAGACAGGAUCCUCAAUAUCCUUUUUCUACUUGCUAAGAGCCAUAUUUUAUAGGUUGUUCUUUUAUAAUCCCAUUUUUGCUUUCCUUCUUUGCUUUUAAAAUCAGUCACUGCCUAAAAGAGAGACGACGGACCACUUUAAUAUUACAUGAACAAACUCUACAGUUUAGUCAAAGCCGUACUUCCCCCUACUGGCAAUUAUUUUAAAAAAUUAAAAAAUUUUUGCUUAUUUCCCAAAGUGAUGUAUUACUACAGUGAAAUGUGUAAAUUUCAUAUAAACGUUGAUGUUCUGUUCUGUUUUUUACAACUGUUCUGUAUUUUUAUAUUAAGUACUUUUUAAUAUUUUGGAAAUCUAUAAAUUAAAAGUGUAUAGGCUUGGAGCAUUUGGUGACGUAACAAAUUAAGCAAAGCAGGCAGUAGAGUACAUUGUUUUGCAGAUAUACUUAUGCCACGUUUAAUAGGAAAUGCUUUGGCCAAGGAGAGAAGAGAGCAUGACGUGUUUACUUUUAAUCUAGCGAGAUUCAGUUUAAAUGCCGUUGGGUGUAGGUGCAUUGGGAAAACUAAAGCCUGUAGUUUAUCUAACAUAUUGGCUACUAUAAAUGUUACACGGACAUUUGCAUUGACGUUACUAGUUCUAAAAGGAAUUUUCUGUUAAUUAAAUAUGAAUUGAAAUGCAUAUGCAUAUUUUCAUCAUGUACAACCACACUAUGUUCAUUGGCAUGGUAUUAUGGCAUAAUUUAUUUUAUUAUUAUUAUUUUUUAAUAUACUGUGUCACCAUGGGCUGUUUUGUUUCAUGGUUUCGUGACAGUAAACUCAUGUGUGUGCCCAGAUAUAACUUGUCUAAAGGACAUUUUUUGCUCAAUUCAUGAACAUCUAGUGCACCCUGUACUGCGUUCAGUGUAGUGUUGAAAUCAAAAGCUUGUUCUACAGUCAAAGAAAGUUCUGCCAAAGUGUUGUUUUGUACAAUCAUUACUUAUUAUUAUUCAAGUCCCGACAUAAAUGUGAUAUGUUGUUGAAAUGACACUACUUUGUUUCCGCACAUCUGUCCUAAAGAUGUCCUGAAUGAAUAUUUGUGAACCUAACUUUGUCCUUUUAUCCAUCUCAUUACAUCAUCUUAUCCCUGGACAUUUUGCUGUACAUGGAUGUUAAUCAACAGCAGUUUCAAUUUCGACAUUUUCAACCGAUUUUGCUCUCCAGGACAAUUUGUUAUUGCACCGGUCUGUCAUUUUUGCUGAAGUGCAAAAAAUAAGAUGGCAUGCAGUAGCUGAUUCGACUGCGUGGCUAGUCUACUGAGAUUCUCUGAUGGCUCUUCUUUUGGGUUUGAGGUUUAGGAGUGAUACACCACAGCUGUAAAUAAAAGAUUGCAAUUUUAACCUGGAAUUAGUCACAACCGCCUAUUUUCCAUAACUUGGACAACUGAGAUCCUGAGUUCACUCAAAAGUGUAUUCGAUUGUGAAAAGGCUUAAAAAAAAAAAAAAAAAAAGGAAAGAAAGAAACCAAUUUCUUUAAUUCAUAUGAAUACGAUAAUAAGCACUGGUGUUAUUUUUGUAUAAACCUAAUAUCAUCUAUGUGGCAUGCAUGACUUAUAAACAAAUUGGUGGUUCAAAGCAAUAUGUACAACCUGGUGUGAGUGGUAUUUCUAGUGUCCUGUGUUGCUUAAAAGAAAACUCUUAACUGUUCAAUAUAUGUGUUCAGUGUUUCUGCAUGAUUAAGAAUGGAAUGAGACAUCCCCAAAACCUGUACUCGUCCUCCAGCUGAAUGCUGCACGUGGCACGCACGCGCACACCUCACUUUAAUUAACAUAGCAGAAGAAACACACACUGACAUGAUGCUGUCUUAGGAAAAAUUGACAUUGAUCGCUCUGUUUUUAGACAAUAUGAUUAUAUAUGUGUGAUUCAGGUUUGGAAGUUUGUCCACUUUAAAAACCCUCAAGUGCUCAUCCCUAGGCUUGGAUUGUACUUUUAUCAGUUGGGUAAAAUGGGCUACUGAAUAAAAUGUAAUUCCACAAUCACUAAUAAUAUGAGCUGUGGAAUGGACUUUUUAUGCCAAGCAUGAUCACUUUUACGCCACAUUCUGCUCUAUAAAUCACUUUUGUGUCAUUUCCAUUACUGUCAUGCAGUUAGUCAUCCAUGCUUUACAGCUUUGACUUCAUGUCACCUACUUGUAAAAGAAGCAGCUUUUCUCCACUGCAUGA
Messenger RNA from Ictalurus punctatus (channel catfish), 8172 nucleotides. RefSeq names its product ATPase plasma membrane Ca2+ transporting 4 (gene atp2b4). The transcript is spliced from 22 exons. The record is from RefSeq and is a predicted model, not a curated record. NCBI's taxonomy places the organism in Eukaryota, Metazoa, Chordata, Actinopteri, Siluriformes, Ictaluridae. Bases 1176 to 4769 code for a protein of 1197 amino acids. Gene Ontology annotation, molecular function: P-type calcium transporter activity; ATP binding; ATP hydrolysis activity. Gene Ontology annotation, cellular component: membrane; intracellular membrane-bounded organelle. Gene Ontology annotation, biological process: regulation of cytosolic calcium ion concentration; calcium ion transmembrane transport.